Messenger RNA from Pomacea canaliculata, 7770 nucleotides. RefSeq lists its product as uncharacterized. The coding region runs from base 713 to 6436 and encodes 1907 amino acids. Gene Ontology annotation, molecular function: transcription corepressor activity; NAD+ poly-ADP-ribosyltransferase activity. Lineage: Eukaryota; Metazoa; Mollusca; Gastropoda; Architaenioglossa; Ampullariidae. Gene Ontology annotation, biological process: negative regulation of gene expression. The transcript is spliced from 15 exons. Gene Ontology annotation, cellular component: cytoplasm; nucleus. The record is from RefSeq and is a predicted model, not a curated record.
GUGAUUGCAUAAUUAUCAGCUCAGUGUGGUUGGUAUUCUGUUAAAGUGCAGCUCUCAAUGUAGUUCGCUGGCAUGUCAGUCUGUCGGGCCUGCGCACGUCAGUCGCACUAUUAUCUCACCUACUCGUGUGCGGCAGUUGAGACAGCCAGCGGGAUUUCGUCAUAUCAAAACUCGGUUUUCCCCCAUCACGAGACCGCAUGACACAACGAGUCUACAGUCGUCACAUCCAGUAGACAGACCUUCAUUAGAGCUCCUCUAGUCAUCAACUUUAUACAUUAGGAGUCUAUCCUCACCACUCCCUCACACAUUCCCGGCAAAGUGCAACGGAGCAAAGGCGAAGGAGAGAAGCUGGGAAAGAGGUUUUUCCAUUGCAUGAUGUCAGGAUUGCUGAACGAGAUUCGACUCACACCUAGUCAACCAUUUACACCUGCUGGCUCACCGACGUCAGCAUCACCUGUUGAAUAAUUUAUAACAUCGGCUACAGACAUAGAUGCUAACCCAUGAAGAAGAACAAUCUGGAAUAAGGAUUAAUCCAGGUAGACAGUGUUCCGCUGUCUUGCCAUUCUUAUCCUGUGCGAGGAAGACAUGUAAGAUUGUAAGGAAACCAUGUUUUUGUCGGUAAGGUGUGUGGGUUGAAAGAUCGUGUUGGCGAACUACGUGAAAAUUCUUGUCGGUAAAGCGAAUUCUUCUAGUGGUGAGGCACAGGAGCAGCAUGGCCUCCACAGUGCCACCAAACACUGUUAGUGUGACGAAACCUGAGGCGAGGCUCUUACAGAGGGAAAAGGUCAUGCUGGACUUUAUCGGAGAACUGAUGGACAGUCAUGUUUCUGUAGACAGGGGCGGCCUGUCCAGUGGGAACAUCGUGGUAACCCACGGAGAUCCCGAGAAAGUUUCUUCUAUCAUCCGCAAAAUACUAUACCGGGUGGACGUGCCAGUCGCAGAGAAAACUGACGAAGACAUUUCACAAAUCAUGAAGUCACUAAGCGAAAAAUUCUGUGGUCAGUUCGAGGCUGACUUUGAAGAAGACCGUUCUACUUUCACAGCAGCGUUUCACAAGAGGGUAAAGGCUGACUUAAAGCCCCUCAUUGAAAGCAUCGCAAUGAAACGUGGUUGUCUUCCCCUGUCGCCAUACCAGAUAAACUACCUGCAGCGCCACCUGGAUGAAGUACAAGAGAGAUUCAAUGGCGGCCAGCACAAAGGUGCGGUCAGUAUCAAGAUGCAGAAAGAGUUGGGGCAGCAGGGCACACUACUAAUUUCCUCCAAAUGGUUGGACUUCAAAGCCACAAAACAGUUGGCAGAUCAGCUGACUUCCAACCUUCGAAACCAGCGAGAGAAGCUCGAAGUAUCGCGUGCUUUGUAUCUAAGCAGUGUCAAAGGUCAACAAGAGUUACGACAGCUGGAAGAGAAGGACCGUUGCCAUGUCUCGGUCUUGUUGCCUGGUCACCAGUUGCUGGCGAGGGCCGAGUCACCAAAAGGACUUUGUGUCUUUCUGUGUGAAGGCAACAUGGCCGCUACAGACUGCAAUGUUCUCCUGCUUCCUUUACACGAAGGUCACAAAGACUGGACUCCUGCGCAGAAGAUGAUCCUGGACAGAGGUCUUCUGACAACCAAACCCGAACUGUACGCAGAGUUGAUUGGCUGCUCGCCCAAGCCACGGACCUUGAUGCUUAAGUGUCAAAGGCCAGAAGCUGGAAAGACAGUGGUCCUAGUCUAUGUUCCUGACCAUUCAGACUGUUGCUCAGUGUCGGUGGAAGAAAUGGCUAAAGGACUGGACGGAGAACGGGCUGAAAAGCUAACUGAGGGACUGGGUGUAGCACUCGCUGAAGAACAGGCUGACAAACCAAUAAUAGGAUUGGUUGAAGGAGUAGAUAUAGAACUAGGUCCAGAAGAGACUGAAGAAAUAAAUGGAGAGAGUAAUCUAAAAGAAACUGAGAAACCGAUUGAAGGGCUUGAUGGAGAACCCUUUAAAUGGCUAGAUAAAGAACUGGAUGGAGGAAAGGAUGGGGAAUCGGAUGCAGGACUAGACCUGGAUCCAGAGCAGCCUAAAGAAGAAGAAUUGAGUAAAGGAAUAAAUGGAGAACUGGAUGUAGAAAUUUCUAAAGGAAUGGAUGGAGAAGCAACAGCUGGACGAGAUGGAGAAACGGUUAAAGAUAUUGAUGGAAAACUCGAUGGAGAACUGGCUCAAAUACUGGAUGGGGAAGUGGAUGUAGAACUACUUACAGAAGUGAGUAAUGGACCUGCUCAGAAGGUAGCCAAAGACCUGGUUGGGGGAGUGGCAAAAGGACUGGCUGAAGCUUUACGGUUGCCGUGCUCACGUGGGACAAGCGUUGCUGUACCCGCCAGGUUCAGUACCCAGCAUUCGGCGGCUGACAAUCUGAAAACAACCCUUAGGGUCGUCAGACACAUCUUGGAGGAGGACGAAGACAGCCCGACUACCGUGGUGGUUUUUCUGGAGGCAUCAUCUGACUGCGAGAGGAAGCACGUGACUGAAGCCCUCGAGCAGACGCUGAGUCCACGCUGGAAGGUUGAGACGGACUUUGUUGUCCUACAGGAGGAGAAUAAAACUGCAUCACCAGCAGCCAUCAUCUGUGCUCAACAUCAGGACCUAGAAAAGGCAUCUAGCGAGCUGCAGAAUAUUCGCGUUCCUAAAGAAUACGAGGGGAGCACGAGUGUACUGAGCGCUGACAUAAAACCUGGAUCGGACCUCUGUAUCGUGUCACAGAGUAUCAGUAAAGAUCUUGAAACAGGAAAAGUUUCAGAGGAAAAGAGACUUUCUGGACAACAACAGAUCUGUGAUAACGACGAUAAAUCAGCUGAGGACGAGGGCAGAGGCAAUGACGAAUCAGUGACAUGUUUUCGUGAUGACACCUCUACUGAUGACAGGUUUGACGACAGCAAGCAAGUUGAUGGUAGUGCUGAGGACAACGAUGCCGAGACGAUCACUGUUCCAUGGGGUGAAGAUGCUCGAGAUGAAGACAACAACGCAAAAGACCAAAGCAAACAAAAAGCGCCAUCUUUUGGUGGCACCAGGCUGCUUAUCUCUGGCAUUGUAAAAAGAUUAUCUGAAAAUUUUCUCAAGACUUUUCUGAAGCGUGUUGGAGCUGCUGAUGUGCUGUCUUUGCAGAUGAAUAGGAACAGAGAUAAGGCGCUGAUUGUCAUAGCAAACGAAAAUGUCGAUUUGCAACACCUGAAGCAGGUUUGUACCGAGAAAUCAGUGUGUGGUGAUGAGGUGAUUGUAAAAGCUGCCCCCAUUUCGAACUCAGUUCUGAUCCAAAACCUGAACCCCACGACGCAAGACGGAGCCAUUUUCUACUUUUUUAGCAACAAAAAGAGAAGCGGUGGAGGACCUGUGUGCGAUGUCUUCAGACUCGAUGACACUCGUGCUCUUGUUCAGUUUGAGCAGCUCGCCGAUACCCAGGCGGUUGUGGACAAAAAAGCUCAAGUCUUGGAUAGCUUCCCUUUGGAGGUCUGUAUGUCUCCUUGGAAUGAACUUACACCUCGGCAAGAACAAUCGUUAGCUACUACCUAUUCUGGAUCACCUACACUUUCGAAUGUUGACCAAAAACGAAAAGGUUCUAGAGGCAAGCAGUAUGAGCGACAACAUGAAAGACCGACAGAAGGAAGAUCUGGUCCUGACCUACUGUCUGAACCUUGCGAAGUCCCACAAUAUUCAAAUGUAGUCACAGAUUCAGGACCCAAUGGUGAGCCGUCUCUCUGGGGAAGAGGGAGAGGUAGGGGCAGCAGAAGGGGAGGCAGACGAGGAAAUAAAAGUACUUCCGAGAGGUGGGACGGAAGACCGAGAGAGUCUUCACAACCUUUCGGACACCAAGCAUUCUAUCCACCAUAUCCUUUGCAAGCAUGUUACUACGGAUCAGCUGAAAUUAAUGCUAGAGGGAAAUUUAAACCACCUGACUCUAUUAUAGUUACUUCCACAAGGCCAGGUGUACCAGAAAACUGGAAAGAACAGGUGUUGAAGAAAAUCGACAAAUAUGAGCACUUUUUUCCAGACAGGGUUUUGGGAGAAAUGAACCAAGCGCAGCUGAACAGAGAUUUAGCAUCAGAACUGCCACAAACAGAGCAAAUGAUGGAAACUGCUGCAAGAUUCAGGGAAGGGAAUUCUACUGUCACACUAAGAGGUGCGCAGGAGAUGAGGGCUAAAAAUGGCGAGGAACCGGUCGACAGAAGAGCAGAACAGGACACAAACUCAGUUCCACGAUUAGAAGUCAUCCGAGGCCUGAAGCCAUGCCAGAUCAAGGUCAUGUCCUUGCCACAGGUCGAGAGCAGGUUCGAGGAGAAAUAUAAAGGUCUUUCUCUUCAUAUGGAUCGAGAGAACAAGAAGCUGGCCCUAAGGAUAGAGGCCACAGAGAAAGAAGCGAAAAAGAUGAUGGCCGACAUCAUGGAAUACGUGACACAGAUCUCAGAGAGAACACUGCCAGCCACAGAGGCCAUGGCCCGUCUGCUCGCCGACCAGCGCUCCCUCAGCUGCACAGAAGCCAUGCUAAAGAAGAAAGGCGUUCUCUGUCGUCUGGAACUGAAGUCCAAUGCCAUUUCAGUCAGUGCCCCAACAUCCGGUCUGGCAGAGCAGGCAGAAGAUAUUUUCAGGCGUUCGUUCAACGAACAUAGCCGUGAUCUCGAGGAAGAUGAAGUUGCAGCAGCAAAGUCCUCAUCCUGGAAAAACUUAUCAGAAAAACUUCAGCGAAGAGACAAAGAAGAAGUACCCAACCCUGUCCUGCUCCUCAACACGGAGAAGAAGAUCGUAACCCUUCUAGAUGUGGCUGAGAAUUUCCCUAAGACAUGGGCCGAUGUGAAAACAUUUUUCAGCAUUAAAAAAGUGACGAAACUAGAGCGAAAAAUAUAUCUGAAUCAUUGCAAAUUUCUGACAAAGUGUUGUAAAGAAAAGAUAAAGCUGCUGAAGGAGAAGGCCGCCCAAGUAGGUGUGCUCGUAAACAUCGGCAAGAACGGCCAUGUGGACUUCACGGGCCUCACGGACGAUAUUUCAGUCAUCAAUGGGGAGAUGGUCAAUCUUCUUAAAUCCAUUCAGAUGAAGAAGAAGGUAUUUUCUGGUCCAGGUAUAGACACUUAUCUCAACAGCUCUGCAGGGCAACUGUUUAUAGAGCACACAGGGCAGGCAAACCUUUGCCUAGUAACGACAUCCGGUGAUAACACUUUCUUAACUUACCCUAAUGGUUUCAUGGUGGAUAGAGACAAAUCAAAGCAGUCUGAAGAACCACAUGAUGCCUUCUCGGAAGUAAUUCAGCCUAAUGAGGGAUCAAGUUCGGCAGCUCUUGAAGCAGGUGACGUUGGCUCAAACUCCGUUGAAAAGACCAUGUGGAAAUCUAUUGCUGUAUUAGUAUACUCCUGCGAUCAAGAGGCGAUUCAAAAAGUGCUCAAAGAAAUAAGAGAACACAUCAAGCAGAACCAGGCCACCAAGGAGGAACAGGACGAAAUCAUCUGCAACUUUUCUCCUCAGCAGCUGUCAGCAGUAACAGCCCUACAAAAGAAAUACGAGGUCGUCAUUAACAUGGAUGCAAAAAGGGGCACCGUUAAAAUUACUGGAUUCCAAUCCAAUGUCCUGGAAGCUUACGCAGCCCUUAAAGACAUCAAAUCCGAGGCGAGCAUGCGUGACCCCAUCACUGGCACGAUGCCAAUUCUCUGGCAGCAUGAGGUCAGCGAGGGCAAGUUCAGAAACUUUGACCCAGAGGACAUUCGCGACAUCGAGGCAGCCUACAACAGGAGAGAUUCUUCUGUUACUCUGACGAACAAGCAGGGAGGGAACUAUAAAGUUGUAUUUGAGGAAAAGAAGGUCUUAGACUUGUUCGCCCAGCCUGUUUCCGUCCGACGGAUAGACGUUUUGCAGGGAAACAUUGCAGGAACAGAAAAUCCAGAAGAGAUCCCGCUGCCUAGCAACUGGGAACCCAUGGACGGAACUAAAGUGAAACUAGUUGAUUUGGACCCUUUUUCCAAUGAAUACAAAGAUGUAUUGAUGCUAUUUGGAAAUGAGACUGUCAAGAAGAUCCAGCGCGUGCAGAACCCAACUUUGUUCCAGCAGUACAAGGUGAAGAAGAAGGAGCUGGAGAUGCACAACCCACCUGGCACUGAAAACGAGAAGAGGCUCUGGCAUGGCACUGACUCCAAAAACAUUGACAGUAUAACUACUAACGGCUUUAAUCGGAGCUACUGUGGGCAGCAUGGAACAGCAUUUGGUCAGGGUGUCUACUUUGCUACAGACUCUGCCCUUGCCAGACGCUAUACCAAGGACAGUCACAUACUUCAGGCGCGUGUGCUGGUAGGCCAGUCCACGCCAGGUCACAAAAGCUUGAGAAUGCCCCCCAAUAAGCCAGGAUCAGCCAGACCCUAUGAUUCUCUCUAUGGACCGAGAAUGUUUGUCAUCUUCCAUGACACCCAGGCUUACCCCGAGUAUCUGCUGACCCUAUGAUGUGAGCCACAUGGGUGAAGACGUGGUUGAGAAGAAAUCAGUGUCGAUGUUACAAUGAAAGUAGGCAAUAUAUCUUGAUGCUAGAUGGUGACGAAGCAUAAGUCCUGUGCGCCUAUUUCGUCGUCAGUGGCUCUUUCGUUGGGUCCAAAGCUACGGUGCCAACCUCUCCAAGAAACUGAAGCUAAACCUAGCUGCGACUCUUAGUAAUUAAAUAGUGACACACACCUCACAACUCUUGCUUUAGUGACACACGCCGAACACAAGUCAAUGGCGACACACGCUGGCUAAAGGCGACACACACCUGACGAUGCUUCCACAUCUACUCCUCGCUUCCUCCUAACUUCUUUGCUGCUAUUAGUCCCUUACUAUCAGGUCUUAAAUACAGUAUACAAAAGCAUCUAGAAGCAUUGUCACGCGCGAGCUCUCUCGCACCGAAGAUGUUAGUUUACAAGGCUUACAUCAGCUACACUCGCACACCUGUUAGAAUGGUCUAGGGUUCUAGGCGGACACGAUCAAAGCCCUGGGAGGCACCCCUACAAAGGGUUAUGACAUUUCAUUCGUAACAGGAAAUCAUACCUAAAAAUACAGAUCCUCUCGAUGGCAGCCUUACAUUCAGACUCUGUAUAAUAGGAAGACAUGUUCAAAAGCGUCUGUAGUUUCUACAGGAUGACAGCCAUGUCCUAUCGGGAAAGUUCCGGGGGCAACAAAUUCUGUGUCUACAUGCUGGACCAACAGACAGGCUGUCUUUUAUUGCUUCCGAGGUGCGGCCUCUGAACGCUAGCGAGUGUGAAUGAACUGUUAUCAUAUGCAAAUCUGAACUGGGAUUUUAUGAGUGUUCUGUCUGGUGUGUCGGGUAUGAAUGUGUUAUGUAUUGUUGAUUGUUGAUGCUGUGCUGUAUGGUUCUAAACCCUUCUUCUUUAUAGAGGUGCUACAAACUUUAUCUAAGUCGUAUCUUAUGUUUCAGGUGUUAACUUUAGAUUAAGGAUUCUGUUUCUACUUUUUGAAAUAUAGACAAACAAAUAAAAGUAAAUAAUCGUAAAACAAACAAAAGACUAGGAGUUUGGUGCCAAGUCUCUUGGUGUUAUAAAGCGUUCACUUAAUAGCAGACUUUAUUGGCGUAUAACUUGUUCGUGUCAAUUCGGGAUAUACUGUCUUUCGUGGGGGACUGCGUCGCCGGUCGUGACUGAACAUUUGGAUUUUUGACUGUGUUAGUGUGAUCGGACUAGGUGUUAUUUAAGGAAUUUAGACUUUGGGGUUUUUUUUUCAAUAUAAAUGAAUAAUAUUUUCAUUGCUUGGUUGUAAGUUUUUUCAAAUUAUAUUUAUUUUAAACUGAA